AUUUCAGUUAAGUUCUGUUAGCGAAAAAUAUAUUUAUUCCGGUUUUUUUCUUUAGGUUAUUUUGUGUCUUACUGCUGAGCAAGUGCAUGCUCCUGCCAGUUAUUAUAAAAUGCGUCGUUGUCAUCCCGCCAUCUUUUUUGAAACUUAGGUUAUCAUUCAAAGUAAAUAUUCAACUAAUCAAACCUAUUAGAGCCACUAUAACUACGAGUACGAAAGUGACUUAAGUAAAAACAAAUAACUAAGAAUAACAAAUAAAUUGGUUAAGAGGAAACGGGACGAUCGAUUCUCCAUACAAACGUAGUCCUCAUUUUCCUCCCUGGAUAUUGACAUAAUGGAAAAUAAUUUUACACAAUUUGUUGUAGGCAUUUUAGGCAUAGCUAUGCCCGACCGUUUGAUUUUUUCGUUUUUUUUAAAUUAUUAUAAAAGUUAGGAGCGAAAAACAGGUUUCAUACAAUUUUUUUAAUGCUCAUAACUCUUACAGCGCGGCUUACGUGGGCGAUGACUCUCGAAUGCGACGCGGCGCGGCGCGGCCGCCCAACGGCAUUCGGAGAUUGCCCACGUAGGACACUUCCACCAUAGGUAUCAAAGGAUUGAAUUCCCCCGCGCCGCGCCGCGACGCUUCGCGUUCGCGUGUUAUUCGCUGAGAUAAGACACUGCCUUAUAAUAUUGAAAAAAUACAAACGGUCGGGCAUAGCUAUGAUUAAAACACAUCAAAUGGUGUAAAAAUAUUUUCAAUAAUGUCUAUAUCGAGAGAGGAAAAUGGGGACUGCGUUUGUAUGGGAAGGCGGUUUUGGUGCGGCCGUCCCCUUUCGUCUUAAGUGGCAUGCGCGCGUUAUAAAUUGAGUGAUAAUAUCCUUGAGUUGCGAAGAAUAAGUGGUUGAUAUUAUAUUAAGAAGGCACUUUUCCACUUAAAGGGUCGCCCGCAUGAAGGAAUAAAAUUUAUCGCCAGCUUUAGCAGGUUUCAGUGUCCACUCAGCCGGCGACAUGCGUGUGGUGAAACUGUUGGCAGUCCACGUCGCUUUAAUGGCUGUUCAGGCCUCCGACUUCUAUCAUAACUGCAAUGUGCCCAAGAUUACAAUUCCCGGUGCAAGUGAUACCGGAAAUAUCUUUUAUAUGCUGGAACAGGAAGAACCUUUUGAAGUCUACUGUUCGAGCGACACUAAUCAACUCGUAUUUACUGGACCCGCUUACAGAGAUGAAAGUGGUGAAACCGUUGUCAAUGCGACGACUGUUAAAACUAUGCUGGACCCUGGAUCAAGUGAACUGCUUCUCAAAUGCACUAAAAGUAUGGGUUGCACUGAUUUUGCAGUAAUUUUCUUCAUCCGUAAAAACAAUAUAACAGAUUUUCACUGUUUUUCAACCAAUUUUGUAUCCCUGAACUGUUCGUGGAGCACCAAUUCAAGAAACAACAAUUACACGCUUUCAGUGACAUCAUCCGAGGAAGAAAAUGUUAUUUCAAGAAUAUGCACAGGUACAAUAGGUUUUAGAUAUUACUAUUCUUGUUAUUGGGAUUUAACAACGAUCCUAAAAACAUCGAAGUUAUCAAAUUUACAGGUGCCUAUAAAAUUGCAAAUGUGCAAUGAGGUUGAUUGCAUUGACAAAAUGCUGGAAGUACAACUCAUAUCCACUACGAAACUGAACGCUCCCGAAAUUUUAGAAAUACAAGCAGACGGUAGAGGUGCCUCCAUGACAUGGCAAAUUUCUUUCAACGAGCCGUUGUUCCACGCCAUAGAAAUAUACUAUAAAGUUGAGUAUUGGUUUACGGGCAUAGAACCACGUGUUAUUAUUUCAAACACUAUUACGAAUGAUUUUCCGCUGUACCGCACUCAGGUAACAAAUCGAUUCAAGUUACCAUGUCCCGAAAAACACUACAACAUGAGAGUAUCAGCUAGACUCACUGGAGCUGCCCCGGAGUACAUGUCAGACUUUGGCUUUGGUUCAGUUCGCACGGGCCCCGAGCUCGCGGCGACGGCGUUGGACUCAAUAUGUGCCAUCACACCAGAAGAAAGCCUAUGUGGUGCUAAGAAAAGAAGCCCUCUUCAAAUUCUUCGAGCUGUAGGAAUGCAAAAUUUUUGGGAGACGAUUUAAGGUAAAAAAUAAAAGACACGUGCAAUCCCCUAUUUAUUAAAGCAGUCAAUUUUAAUGUGUGUCCAUUUCCAGGGAUAUACUAAAUAGGAUUGGCAUAAGAUUAAACUAUAAAAGCGCAUAUCGUACCUAUAUUUACUUUGCAUUAUAUUGUUACGAAUAAUUUAAUAAUAAUAAAGGUCCACCGGUUCCACUCUCUGCGGCCCUAACCACCGGCAGCUUGGGCCCUGCCCCGCUGAUGGCGGCACUUGUAAUGUAUUUGUAUGAUUUUUUGUAUUUUAUUUUUAUAUUCAUAUUAUAAAAUGCCUAACCUGAGAUGAGAAAUAAAUAAAUGGUUUAUACUAAAGGUAAUACCUUU
Messenger RNA from Cydia pomonella (codling moth), 2443 nucleotides. RefSeq lists its product as uncharacterized. Bases 985 to 2088 code for a protein of 367 amino acids. The transcript has a single exon. The record is from RefSeq and is a predicted model, not a curated record. Gene Ontology annotation, molecular function: protein binding. NCBI's taxonomy places the organism in Eukaryota, Metazoa, Arthropoda, Insecta, Lepidoptera, Tortricidae.